AUGUUACAUAAUAAAAAGAAGAGAGAAAGAAAAGAGAAACUCUCUUAUUCACAUUUCAUUUUUGGUUCUUUUGAAGACUUUGGACAUGCAGGUUCAGAGAAAUUUAUUCUACAUGUUCCAAACUUACUUGAGCAAACAAGAAUAGAUAGAUAUGUUUCAGAUUGUGUAGCUCAACAUCAGUUAAAUGGAUGGGUUAGACCAUAA
Molecule: messenger RNA, 204 nt
Organism: Heterostelium album PN500
Lineage: Eukaryota; Evosea; Eumycetozoa; Acytosteliales; Acytosteliaceae
Exons: 3
Coding region: 1-204 (67 amino acids)
Source: RefSeq, a predicted model, not a curated record